AUGGACGACUCAGUAUUCCCGGUAACAACGAGCAAGACCCCCGAAGUCCAAGACGCGCAACAAACCAUCAUCACCUCCUCUGAACCGACCGCACACACGGAGAAAGAUGAGCAUCAAACUUCCGAAGAAGCGACCCUUCCGACAGAGCUACCCGAUCCUGAAGAUCCCAGUCUUCUGCCCCCUUUAACCGAUCUCGACGACAGCAGUCUGUUCCCCUUGUUCAGCGAAAAUGGCGACCACGAGCGCGGCAACAACCAGACGCUUAUUGAAGAGCAUGAGAUGCGCCGGAAGCUGAUGGACAUGGAGUCGAGCUUUCUGCCGGAGCCCUCAACCAUUGACGUCGCUGCGACCGGCCGAACUGCCGGCGCUGAUGAUACCUAUUUAGUUGGAGUUGGAGGCUAUGAUCCCGAUACCACAGGAGUUACCGAAUCAUCACAAUUUUCUGUUAUGCCGCCGUCGGAGGACUUCCGAGACUAUGAACAGGAUCGAGAUGAAGCUGCUGGGGGGGAAGAGCAUGCCGCCGCGCAACCGAUACCUGCUGCGCAUACACAACACGCUAGCAACGAAAUCAUGCUUGAUUCGCUAGCAUCCUCUCCAUCAGCAGCAGCAACCUUCAGAAGUUUCCAGCGCAACCAAUCCACAUCUUCCGAAAACGCGCACGACCAGAGCCAGCUGUCCCAGGAUGAGCGGCCUUGGAGAUCCCAAUUUUCACUUGUUGAAAAUGAAUCGCAAUUGACCCCCUCCAAACUACGACAUGCCUCUCGCAGUGUCUCGCCGGGUCCGACGAGGCUUUUCAGUGACCAGAGUGGAAGCAUCGGGGGUAGCCGGAGAGGGAGCCGACCAAAGUAUCUUACUAGCCGUCAAUCUGCUCAGCGCCUUUCACACUCUUCUAUUACGAGCAACAACACCGAAACAACCCAUAGUGAUGCGACAUUGGGGGGUGCCGAUUUUGCGCUUCAAUCCGGUGGCGCAGCUUCUGAGAAUUGGGGCAGUCUCAAUGCUGGAUCCCGUAACCACAUGACACGCACGACGAGUCUCGGUAGCAUGGCGUCUGGUGUUUCAGGAUACAGUGAAGAGAAUGCACUCGAUAGACGGAUCGGGCCCGCAGAUGGAGGCCUGCAUACUCUUCAAGAGGAAAGCUCCCCGCAAUCAUCCCGUCAGACAACAGGACUUGAUGACGCCUCGACGCCUGUGACUCCGAAAGCCAAGCCUCGAGACAACAACCUCCCAACAGAUACGGCAAUUACAGAGCGUGUCAGGGGCAUUCAUGUUCCCACGAAUUUUGUCCAGAGAUUCCGAGAAGACUUCGCUGGCAACAUUGGGCCAUCCCCCGAGAAGCGGGCUGGAGCUUCAACGCCUGCCUUUGGACGAAGUGGCCGUACCAUGACACUGAAGGAACAGAGCAGCACUAUUGACCGCCUCUCGAAGGAAAACUUUGACCUUAAAAUGCGAAUUCAUUUCUUAAACGAGGCGUUGAACAAGCGCUCCGAAGAAGGCGUCAAGGAGAUGAUAUCGGAGAACGUCGAGCUCAAGUCAGACAAAUUGAAGCUUCAAAAAGAUAACCAAGGGCUGAAGCGCAAAAUUCGCGAUUUGGAGAAACAAAUAAAGGACCAGCAGUCUGACAAGGAUUCUAUGGUUAAUCAUGACCCUGAGGCAUCUGAGGAUGACCGUGACUCGGCCCAAGAUAGCGAGCUGAUUUUCCUUCGGGAACGGGUCGAAACCUAUGAGCUUGAGAUCGAGCGAAUGAGAUCAGAGAGCAUUGCCAGGGAGGGCGAGAAACGGCGACUGGCUGAGAUGGUCAAGACUCUUAGUGAGAACCGCACUGGGGGAUCAGAAACCGGUGCUAGAGAGGAACGGGACAUGUGGAAAGACAUGCUUGACGCAGAGACGGCAGCUCGUGAACAAGCCGAAGAAGAGAACCGACGACUACGGGAUGAGUCCAUUCGCCUGAAGAAUGAGAUCUAUACGUCCGCUGGUAAUCCCAAGCCGGGCCAUCGUGAACGAGACGGCUCUACAAUCUCAUAUGCAUCUGCGUCCGAUCGAGAUGGCAACCGAGGUGCUCUGAUGAGCGCAAGCACCAGUGGUAUUCUCGUUGAGCUGGAGCUUCUCAAGCAGGAGAAUGCUGAGCUAAGGAAGGAAGUCAGCGCGCAGACCUCGAUGCUUACAUCUCGCAACCGGGAAAAAGAACGGCUCUAUCAAGAGAUCGAAGAGUUGAAACUUGGGCAGCGACGGGAUGGGUCUCGAUCAGUGGCUGGAGACAGUAUCUUCGAUCGAUCAGUGUCUCGCGCCCAAAUGCGCCCAGGUUCUGAAGCUAGCGAAGGAACCGGAUCGCGAGAUAACAUGGACCGAGAUGAGCUUGAAGCGCGUAAUGGCCAGCUCCGUGACCAAGUUUCGACUCUCAAACUAGAGAAUCAAGCAAUUCGGGGCCAGCUUGAGGAUUAUAUCCGAGAGCUAGAGGCCCUCGACAAGGCCUACCAGGCCGAUGUGGACCAAGCCGAAGAGGAAAUGCAGGGUCUGCAGCAGGAGCGAGAUCAGGCUAUCCAGAUGGCGGAUGAACGUGACGCCGCCUUCCAAGAUCUCCGUGCUGAAGCCCAAGAAGAACUGGACGCCUUGGGCGAUGAGCUUGAUCAGAAAAUUAUCGAAUGUCAGCGGAUGAGCGAAGACUUGACAAAUCAAGACGAGAGCCUGAAGGUGUUGCAAUCGGAGAUGCGAUCGGCUAGCGAGGGCAUUAUUCGACUUGAGGAGGAUGCGCAGAAUAAUCUAGAGCGGUACAAGGCUGUCCAACAAGAGCUGGAAGAAGCCAACAGCGAGAUGGAGUCCCUGGAGAAGAGUUUGUUCGAGGCCAACACCAAAGUGCAGCGACUGACGGUGCAGUUCGAGUCGAGCCAGAACGAGAUUGCGUUCCUCCGGGAAGAACAAGAUGGUGACAAGAUUCGUAUUGGCGAUCUGGAGUCUGAGUUGAAGACGUACCAUAUGAGCCUGCACAGUGAAAAGGACAAGACGAGAGAGCUCGAGCAGCGGCUUGCGGACGAGCGCCACCAGCGGGAGGUUGUCGGCAGCAAGGAGAAGCAGGAAGUUCAACGUAUCAUGAAUGAAUUGAACCGGGAAGCCUCAGCCGCCAAGGAGGAAGUCAGACGGUUGAAAAAGAGCCUCUCAACCCAGGAGAUUGAGACAACCACCUGGCGAGAACGUUUGAUGGAUCUUGAAAACAACCUUCGAGAAACACUGGGUGAUCUGAGCGGCAGCCGGUCCAGCUUGAUCUCUAAUAUUAUGAAGCUCCAGAAGGAGCUCGAAUCUACAGCCCUUGAACUGGAGAGUGUACGUCAACAACUUGAUGAGAAGGAGACUCUGCUUCGGAACCGCGAUGCCCUCCUGGAGAGUCACGGCCUCGAGUCCCGCAAGUUGUCCGAGCUCCUGGAGCGUGAGCGGCAAGCGCGACGGGCAGACAAACAGUCCUUCGAGCAGUCUCUCAAGUCUCAUCAGCAAGCUUCGCGGACCAUCACACAGACCAACUCUCGUAUCACAGAUCUUGAGAAUGCUCGCAGCCAGGAUCGCAAGCGGUUCACAUCUCUUGAGCAGCAGUUCCGAGAUCAGCUCAGCGAGCGUAAUGCGCUAUUCCUCGCUAUCUGGAAACGACUCUCGACGAUAUGCGGUCCGGAUUGGGCCCAUUCGAACAGUCUGAUCAAUGGCAAUCUUCCAAGCCAGGAAGUCAUUGGCAACAUUUUAUUCUGGCCUGGUUUCAGUCGGAAUCUACUUCUCGCGAUCAAAACUGUCGAAAGCGUGAUUUCCGGAUUUAGGAUUCGCAUAAAGAGUGUCGAGCAUGACUUCUCUAAGCAAUACCAAAACCUCGAGAACUCUUUCAACCAACGAGUCCGAAGACUCGAGCGAGUUGAAGAAGCUGUCAAGAACCUACGGUCUGCACGUGGCUACUCGAGCUCAUCUUCCGAGGUGUCCAAGUUGCGUGGUGAAAACCGCCUCUUGAAGGCCGAAAUCAAUCUACUCCAGUCCAAUUCUCGAACCCACGGAUCAGCCUCGGCGGCAGCAGCGGCAGUGAUGGCGUCGGGUUCUCCGUCUCCGUCUCUUGGAUCCCCAGUAGAUGUAGAGCGCUCGUUGACUCGUCACAACUCGACUUCUGGAACCGGCGAGAAGCAGCGGUCAGAGAGGGGCUUGACACGGAGUUCGACCGGUCUGCCCCAACCGUCAAACUCCUCUUCUAGCAGCACAUUGACCAACAAUGCCGGGGCCAUGAUGCACCGCACGCGCAGCAAUGCAAGUGGCUGGGAAGGGGGUGACGAGAAAUGGAUCCACCGGCUUCACGAGCUGGAGAAGCGACUCAAGGCUGAACGAGAGGGUCGUCUCCUUGACCGUAGUGGGGCCCGGAAACGACUUGAGGAGCGCGAUGCUGAGAAUCAGAGACUCCGUGACCAACUUCUGCGAGAACGAACACGUCGAGGCCCGUCCGGCGCUAUCACCGAAGGGGAGCGCAACCGUGUGACAACCUCUGAUGAGGGCCCCAGCUCAAGUGAAGGAGAAGGCAUCACAGUGGACAUUGAAGUAUAA
This is a messenger RNA of Penicillium macrosclerotiorum, 4560 nucleotides long. RefSeq names its product putative anucleate primary sterigmata (ApsB). The record is from RefSeq and is a predicted model, not a curated record. The transcript is spliced from 2 exons. Bases 1 to 4560 code for a protein of 1519 amino acids. Gene Ontology annotation, cellular component: microtubule organizing center. Lineage: Eukaryota; Fungi; Ascomycota; Eurotiomycetes; Eurotiales; Aspergillaceae.